CUGGUCGCACGGUCGCACGGUCGGACGCAGGACCCCAGAGCCCCGAGGUGGGCAGUGUGCCAGGGUCCCUCACAGCUUCCUCAAGCCCCAUCCAGGCUAUGGGCAUCAAGACAGCCUUGCCCGCGGCAGAGCUGGGCCUGUACUCCCUGGUGCUGAGCGGGGCCCUAGCCUAUGCUGGCCGGGGCCUCCUUGAGGCUUCACAAGGUGGGGCCCACAGGAGAGCCUUCCGGGAGUCUGUGCGACCCGGCUGGGAGUACAUUGGCCGGAAGAUGGACGUGGCUGACUUCGAGUGGGUGAUGUGGUUCACCUCCUUCCGCAACGCCAUCAUCUUCGCUCUCUCCGGACACGUGCUGUUUGCUAAACUCUGCACUAUGGUUGCCCCCCAGCUCCGCUCCUGGAUGUAUGCUGCGUACGGGGCCCUGGCGGUGGUGGGCACGAUGGGCCCUUGGUACCUGCUGCUGCUGCUUGGCCACUGCGUGGGCCUCUAUGUUGUCUCACUCUUGCGCCAGCCCUGGCUCUGUCUCGGCCUCGGCCUGGCCAGCCUUGCCUCUUUCAAGCUGGACCCCCUCAUCUCCUGGCAGAGUGGGUUUGUAACAGGGACUUCUGAUCUUCAAGAGGUGCUGUUUCACGGGGGCAGCGGUUUCACGGUGCUGCGUUGUACCAGCUUUGCGCUGGAGAGCUGUGCCCACCCUGACCGCCGCUACUCCCUAGCUGACCUGCUCAAGUACAAUUUCUACCUGCCCUUCUUCUUCUUCGGGCCCAUUAUGACCUUUGAUCGCUUCCACGCUCAGGUGGAGCCGGUGCGGCGAGAGGGCGAGCUGUGGCGCAUCCGGGCCCAGGCGGGCCUCAGCGUGGUAGCCAUCGUGGCCGUGGACAUCUUUUUCCACUUCUUCUACAUCCUCACCAUCCCCAGUGACCUCAAGUUCGCCAGCCGCCUCCCGGACAGCGCCCUCGCUGGCCUAGCCUACUCAAACCUGGUGUACGACUGGGUGAAGGCGGCCGUCCUCUUCGGCGUUGUCAACACCGUGGCGCGCCUCGACCACUUGGACCCGCCCCGGCCUCCCAAGUGCAUCACAGCGCUCUAUGUCUUCGCGGAGACGCACUUUGACCGUGGCAUCAACGACUGGCUUUGCAGGUAUGUCUAUGACCACGUUGGUGGGGAGCACUCUGCGGUGAUCCCAGAGCUGGGGGCCACUGUGGCCACAUUUGCCAUCACCACUCUGUGGCUCGGACCUUGUGAUACUGUCUACUUGUGGUCAUGCCUUAACUGCUUUGGCCUCAACUUUGAGCUCUGGGUACAGAAGCUGGCAGAGUGGGGGCCCCUGGCACGAAUUGAGCAGGCCUCUCUGUCGGAGCAGAUGUCCCGCAGGGUCCGAGCCAUCUUUGGGGCCAUGAACUUCUGGGCCAUCAUCAUGUACAACCUUGUAAGCUUGAACAGCUUUGAGUUCACAGAGCUGGUCGCCCAGCGCCUGCUACUCACAGGUGAGGGACGGGGGAUACGGAAUAUGCCAGGUAUCGACCUCAAGGACUGUGACCUCCUGAAAUGUCCCCACCCCACCGCAAUUCUGCAGGGACUCAGCAGGGCGGGACAGUCAAGUGGGGAGAGAAGAGUCACUGGGGGAAAGGGAAGCUGCUUCCAGGUGCCCAUGACCUCUUCCCCACACAGGGUUCCCCCAGACCACACUGGCCGUCCUGUUUGUCACCUACUGUGGUGUCCAGCUGGUGAAGGAGCGAGAGCGAACCCUGACGCUGGAGGAGCAGAAGCAGGACAAAGAGAAGCCCGAGUAGGGGAGAGGGGGAGAGGGGAGAGGGUUGGGCUCCGCUCAGCUAUUCCUGGGAGGGGCCUGACUGAUAGAAUAAAAGACUUUUCUACCACGGUUUGGCUCUUCCCUGCCCCUUGCUCCAGCAGCCUCCUGGCUCCCUGUCCAGGCUGGAUGAGGAGCUGGAGGUUCAGGGAGGGGGCUCAAGCUCUUGGCGCAAACAGAACGUGUAGGAGACACACGUGGAGGGCAGAGACCACCGACCUUGGCAGCCCAGCAGCUGAACACAAAAGCCCCAGUUCUUCAAAGCACCUGGUCGCUGACGCUUGGAGCACCUGAUCCCAGACCCCGAGC
Messenger RNA from Balaenoptera ricei (Rice's whale), 2114 nucleotides. It is a transcript of the gene HHATL, whose product is annotated as hedgehog acyltransferase like. Gene Ontology annotation, biological process: negative regulation of N-terminal protein palmitoylation. Lineage: Eukaryota; Metazoa; Chordata; Mammalia; Artiodactyla; Balaenopteridae. Gene Ontology annotation, cellular component: endoplasmic reticulum. The record is from RefSeq and is a predicted model, not a curated record. The transcript is spliced from 11 exons. The coding region runs from base 99 to 2099 and encodes 666 amino acids. Gene Ontology annotation, molecular function: acyltransferase activity.